Molecule: messenger RNA, 1623 nt
Organism: Alternaria postmessia
Lineage: Eukaryota; Fungi; Ascomycota; Dothideomycetes; Pleosporales; Pleosporaceae
Exons: 4
Coding region: 1-1623 (540 amino acids)
Molecular function (GO): phosphatase activity
Source: RefSeq, a predicted model, not a curated record
AUGGGGAAACCCCGCAUGAUCAUAUUGAUCCGCCAUGCCCAAUCCGAGGGAAACAAGAAUCGCGACAUCCACCAGUUCAUCCCCGACCACCGAGUGAAACUGACCCAGCAUGGUUGGACACAGGCAGAAGAAGCGGGGCGACAACUGCGCUCUCUCCUCAAGCCAGACGAUACACUCCAGUUCUACACUUCACCUUACCGCCGAACGCGCGAAACGACAGAAGGCAUCCUCCGCACGCUGACCUCGGACGACCCCACGCCAUCGCCUUUUCCUCGCAACAAGAUAACCGUAUACGAAGAGCCACGGAUACGAGAACAGGACUUCGGCAACUUCCAGCCAUGUUCCGCCGAGAUGGAGCGCAUGUGGCAGGAGAGGGCCGACUAUGGUCACUUCUUCUACCGCAUACCUGAUGGCGAGAGCGCGGCAGACGCGUACGAUCGUGUCAGUGGCUUCAACGAGAGCCUAUGGAGAUCCUUCCAAGACGACAACUUUCCCAGUGUCUGCGUCCUGGUUACUCACGGGCUAAUGUCGCGUGUCUUUCUCAUGAAAUGGUACCAUUGGUCGGUUGAGUAUUUCGAAGACCUCCGUAACGUUAACCACUGCGAGUUCAUCAUCAUGAAGCGAAGCGAGAAUAACGGCCGAUACAUCCUCCAGAACGAGCUACGGACAUGGUCAGAACUCAAGCGCCGCGCUGCCAAGGAGAAAGAAGAGACCAAGAGCGCUACCUCAUCUACACCGAGCAGAGCUACACCCUUGACUGGAUUAGGUCAAACAGGAGCCACAUCGUCCCCUACCAUACCUACGCGCCGAUGGGGAGGAUGCGUCAACGGCUGUGACCAUGACAAGAUCAACUACCCCCGCCGACCAAUGCGCAAGAACACCAUGGAGUACAUGGGACAUCAAUCCCAGCAGCUGCCUCCCCCCGCAGUCACACAUAUGGAGCCAGUAGAAAGCGAACAGGAAGAUCACCCCGUCGCAGCGCCGCAGACUGAACAUGCUCCCAUCAUCAAUGAACCCUCACCGGCGAAGCUAUCGCGAAAACAGAGCACUAAGAAUAUCCCGGAAAUGCCACCAACACCAGCAUCUCCAAACGAUGCGUCCAACGAUGCUACGAGCAGUGAGGGCGAGGAAGCAGCUUCUUCCAUGUCGCGAUCGGGUAACCAUGCGCAACCGCGAACCGCUGCCGUCCUACGCCACUUGCAGCCCCAUAAGACACCAGGCGAGGGCUUCUCUGACGAUUCAGACUAUUUCCCAGGUAUGCAACAGGUUCACCACCGCAAGUUCCUCCGGGCAAGUUCAACACAGCGCAAGCAGUCCAAGGAACGCAAAUUGCAACGCAAGCAGACAGAGCAGAGCUGGAAGGAGGAAUCAGGCAUGGGCAACGGUGCCAGAACUGACAGACUAGGUGACGGCGAUGCCACUAGUGACGACGCUGCGUUCGCCAAGGAGAAGGAAGGAGAACCGAUCCUCGUGGAAGCGCUCAAGGGUAACAUGAUUGUCGAGAAGAGCGAGGAGGAGCGAGAAGCAAAUCACGAGUUUGGUAAUACCGAGACCAAGAUUGGAGAGACGGAGAUUGACAAGAUGCAAGAUGCGGAAAGAAAGGGCUUUGGUGAGGUGUAUUGA